This is a messenger RNA of Clunio marinus, 564 nucleotides long. The record is from the annotation of a GenBank genome assembly. Lineage: Eukaryota; Metazoa; Arthropoda; Insecta; Diptera; Chironomidae.
AUGGGAAAUCCAUCUGACGACCCAUCUAUUAAUGACCCACCAGGUGGUCCAUCUGGUAAUGAAUUAAUUAAUGAUCUAUCUGGUGAUGAAAAAAUACGACAAGUCUUGGACCAAAUAAAAAGUUUAUCAGGAAACAUUGGACGAGUCUUAAAAGGGGAAAAAAAUCAGGUUCUUACCCGUAAUGAUAUUAUUGUAUGGUACAUUGACUGCUUGAGACUUGCAACAUCAGACCAGCACUACAACAAUGUCACCGAUUGUGCUAAUACCUCCGAACCCACAUCUUUAUCCCCAAUUGAGCAGUUAUUGAAGGUCCCCGAACGACGUCGCCGCGUGGGAAACAAAAUAUUCAAGAUGAAAAUUUGUGGUGUUAUGACGACGUCAGAGAUCUUAGCUUCAUACAAGAAGUAUGAAGAGGAAAAAGAGAAUGAUGAACUGAAGAAGUUGGAACGAAAGAAGGCAGCUGCUGAAGUUAAAAAGCGUGUCCUCGAAAUGAAAAAGGGAGACCACUCUGGUGACAAAAAGAAUAGAGGACGACCAAAGUUAGAGAGACGAAGACCGCUAUAA